Molecule: messenger RNA, 1215 nt
Organism: Gasterosteus aculeatus aculeatus (three-spined stickleback)
Lineage: Eukaryota; Metazoa; Chordata; Actinopteri; Perciformes; Gasterosteidae
Gene: glod4
Product: glyoxalase domain containing 4
Source: RefSeq, a predicted model, not a curated record
UCACAAGGAAACUUAAUCGUUGCCUGCUCAUCGAUCUCCCUUCACGUUCAUCAUAAACGUUAACUUAUAUCAGACAAGAAAUAUGGCACUGAGACGAGCUUUGCAUUUUGUUUUCAAAGUUGGUGACAGGACCAAAACCGCUAUGUUUUACCGAGAUGUUCUGGGUAUGAAGAUUUUACGCCAUGAGGAGUUUGAAGAAGGCUGCAAAGCAACGUGUAAUGGCCCGUACGAUGGAAAAUGGAGCAAGACGAUGGUUGGCUUCGGCCCUGAGGAUGACCACUUUGUCGCUGAACUGACGUACAACUACGGGGUGGGAGAGUAUCAACUUGGCAAUGACUUCUUGGGGGUCACUGUGCAGUCGAGCCAGGCUGUGAGCAAUGCAAAACGUCUGGGAUGGCCCCUAACAGAGGUAGGCGAGGCUCUGUAUCUGACCCAGGCUCCGGGAGGGUAUCCCUUCUACCUCGUGGACAAAGAGCAGCCUCCCACUGAUCCUGUGCAGAAAGUUUGUCUCGGAGUAUCAGACCUCCAAAGAUCGAUCCACUAUUGGACUACGCUUUUAGGAAUGAAUGUGAUGGAAAACAAUGAGGAAAAGAAAACAGUGCUGAUGGGAUUUACAGACACGCAAUGUAAACUGGAGCUCCGUGAGAACAGUGGGACAAUAGAUCACGGAACAGCGUUUGGAAGAAUAGCAUUUUCCUGUCCACGGGAGCAACUGACGGACCUGGAGGCCUUAAUCAAAAAGGAAAAUCAGAAAAUUCUCACUCCGUUAGUUAGCCUGGACACUCCAGGAAAGGCCACGGUAGAAGUAGUGAUAUUGGCUGACCCAGAUGGUCAUGAAAUUUGCUUUGUGGGAGAUGAGGCUUUCAGGCAGCUGUCCACGGUGGACCCUAAUGGAAGCAAACUGCUUGAUAAGGCCGUGGCUGAAGAUAAAAGCGACGAGUGGUUUGCCAAACACAACAGACAGAAAGCUGCUGCGUGAGACGAAUCGGGCAACACCACUUUCCGUCUGUGAUAUGAGGCCCCUGUGGUGUUUUAAUGACGCCUCGAUCAACUUUAUUUGGGUAGCGCGCAAAUCAUUCUAGCCAGGAUUUGUGCCAUGACGCACAGUCACAUUGACACCACCAGUUUGUUUGAUUUUGUCCUUUCUUCCAAUGAAUAUUGCUCCUAUCAAUAAUGCAGAUAGGUGGCAGAAAGACACAUUUAGAUCAACUUACU